UCGCCACGUAUCGAAGCAGGAUGACGAGGUGGCCGACCUGCACGACACCGAUGCCCUUGCCAGAAGGCAACCGCAUGCCUCGAUAGACACUGGAACUACCCCUCUCUCCUCGACCGAACCGCAAGACGAGCAAGCACUGUUUCGUGAUCCAACCAUGGCUGUAUCAGUAGACUUUGAAUCCCAGCAUGGAUUCAAACAAGCUGCCGGCAAGAAGGCGAAGAAAGCGGCCAAGCAAGCAGCGAAGAUGAAGUGGGGCGACGAAGAAGACGGAGAUGGCAACAAGGACGGCGGUGAAGGCGACAAGAAUGGGGAUAAUGCUGGAGACAAUGCUGGGGACAACACUGGGGACAAAGGCGGUGAUGCGGGGGGAGGUGACGAUGGCGAUAAGAAAGACGAGCCAAACGGAGAUGCAGCCAACGAACCGACUCCCGAGGAUGAUUGGAACAGCUUUGUGCCUCCAAAGUCAAAGAAAAAGGGCAAGAAGAAUAAGGCAGAGGAACCCGUACCUGCAGCUUCCCCGCCUAAAGACGAGAAGUUCGAGGCAUUCCACGACAUCAAACUGGAUGAUACCGGCCCUACGCUAGACCUUAGUUUCGACACACCUGCUACGGAUUCGAAGACUACUAGUGGUUUUGGCACAUGGGGCAGCAGUUGGAAUACUGGAGCAACGAACUGGGAUUUCUCUGCCACAAAUGCAACGGCCGAUCCUGCGACAGAUACCAAGAAUGACGCUGAAAUUGAUAACCCUUGGAGUAUCAAUCGCGGAAAGCCAAAGAAGAACAAAAAUGGAUUCGGUUUGGGGUCUACCGAAGAGGAGGAACCGCUGAAGGAUCCAGAUCCGCCAGAAGAGAAGAAGGAUAAUGACACCAUGGAUUUUGGUUUUACUUCACUGUCUAAGAAAGACAAAAAGAAGAAAAAGGGAGGUCUUGCUGAUAUACUGGACGUGCCUAAAGAGGAGCCCGCUCCGGCGGCUGAAGAACCUGCGGAAGAUGAUUGGGGAGGCUGGGGAACUGCCAAAUCGAAGAAGAAGGGGAAACAGGAUAAGGAGCCCGAGCCUGCCAAGGUAGAAGAAGCAGUGCCCGCGGAGGAUCCAUGGUCUUUUGGCACUUCCAAGAAGGACAAGAAAAAGAAGGGCAAGAAUGCCAUUAUUGAGGAAGUCCCAAAAGUCGAAGAAAAAGCUCCAGAUCCCGAACCGGAGCCAGAACCAAUAGCCGACGACGGCUGGGGCACCUUUGGUACUUCUAAGAAGGACAAGAAGAAGAAAGGCAAGAAUGCCAUUAUUGAGGAAGCCCCCAAAGUCGAGGAAAAGGCCCCAGAUCCCGAACCCGAGCCCGAGCCAGAACCAGCAGCGGACGAUGGCUGGGGAUCCUUUGGCACUUCUAAGAAAGACAAGAAAAAGAAGGGCAAGAACGCUAUCGAAGAGGUUCCAAAGGUCGAAGAAAAAGCCCCAGAACCUGAACCCGAGCCAGAGCCAGCAGCCGAUGAUGGCUGGGGAUCCUUUAGCACUUCUAAAAAGGACAAGAAAAAGAAGGGCAAGAAUGCUGUCGUUGAAGAAGCCCCAAAAGUUGAGGAAAAGGCUCCAGAGCCUGAACCUAAGGCAGAAGAACCAGCACCCGCCGACGAUCUAUGGUCAUUUGGCACUUCUAAGAAAGACAAGAAAAAGAAGGGCAAGAAUGCUAUUGAAGAAGUCCCAAAAGUCGAAGAAAAAGCUCCAGACCCUGAACCUGAGCCAGAAGCAGCGGCCGACGAUCUAGGGUGGGGAUCUUUUGGCACCUCUAAAAAGGACAAGAAGAAGAAGGGCAAAAUCGCCGAGGUCGAGGAGCCUCCUAAGGUCGAGGAGAAGGUUGAAGAUCCUGAGCCUGAGGUAGCAGCGGCUACUGAUGACUUUGGCUGGGGCUCAAUCAGUACAUCGAAGAAGGAUAAGAAGAAAAAAGGCAAGAAUGCGGUGGAGGAAACACCCAAGGUGGAAGAGAAGGCCGCAGAUCCUGAACCAGAGGCACCUGCUGACGAUUUUGGUUGGGGCCUUACUACCAAAAAGGAUAAGAAAAAGAAGGGAAAGACAGCUGCCGAAGAGCCUCCAAAGGCCCCGGAACCCGAUCCGAUCCCGGAACCCGAUCCCGAUCCCGAGCCAGCACCCGUUGAGGAUGAUAUCUGGGGAGCUGUCUCAACAAAGAAGGACAAGAAGAAGAAAGGAAAGGGGACCACCGAGGAAACGCCAAAGGCAGAAGAACCUCCAAAGGCCCCUGAUCCGGUCGAAGAUGAUAUGGGUUGGGGCUCAGGUUGGGGUAAGAAAGAUAAGAAAAAGGCUGGAAAAGCCGCCAAGGAUGCCUCUCCUCCGCCCGAACCAGCCCCAAUCGCCGAAGUGCUUGAGCCAGCCGAGAAUGACGAUUGGAUGAACUGGGGCCAAAAGAAAGACAAGAAGAAGGGCAAGACAAGCUCGACUUCAAAAGCUCUGGUAGAGGUCAAAACUGAAGACCCCGAACCUUCCCCGCCAACUCCACCACCUGCUGUUCCCGAAGUUGGUGACGACGAAUUCUUUGAUUCCUGGGGCACUUCGAAAAACGACAAGAAGAAGAAGGGCAAAACUUCACUGGAUGUGGAUGCAAAUGAUUCGAUCAAACCUGAUGCCAUUGAGGAGCCCAAGGCCGACGAUAUCUGGGGAACUGCCUCAACAAAGAAGGAUAAGAAAAAGAAAGGCAAGAACAUGCCGAUUGAAGUUGUCGACGAACCUCCACCGCCUGAUCCUGAUCCCGUCCAAGAGACAAAAGCCGUAGAAGACGAGUGGGGAUCGUGGGGUACCGCGAGCAAGAAGGAUAAGAAAGGGAAAGCCAGCAAAGGCGUCGAAGCACCUCCCCCGGCACCAACACCUCCAGCCAUGGACCUCACAGAGCCCGAGAUCGACCCUUGGGACAUGGGGACCACAGCCAAGAAGACGAAGUCCAAGGAGAAAGAAGUUGCAACCCCGGCUCCCAAGCUCAGUAAGAAGGAGCAGGAAAAGGCGGACAAACUGGCCGAAAAAGCGAGAAAGAAGGCUGAAAAGGAAGAGGCUGAAUUAAAGGCAGCCGAAGCCAAAGAAGCUGAGGAGAAGGCAAAAGAGGCUGAGGAGCAGGCCAAAGCAGAGGCUGAGGCAAAAGCUGAGGAGGCAGCCAAGAGUGCUCCGAAACUAUCGAAAAAGCAACAAAAAGAGGCCGAUAAAGCUGCUGCCAAGAAGAAGAAAGAAGAUGAGGAAGAGGCGGCUGCAAUUGCGCUCCUCGCUGAAAUCGAGGCCAAGGAGCUCGAAGAUCAGAAGGCCAAAGAAAAGGAGCUUCUUGAGGCAGCCAAGGCGACCAGGAAAGACGCCAAACUCAGCAAAACCGAUAAUAAGAGCAGUAAAAAGUCUAAGGACAAAGAUAAGGACGAGGCAGAGCCAAUGAGAGACUUGGCCAAAGAGCAGCCCGUCGUCGCUGACAAGAGCGAAGCCUUCAGUUUCUGGGGAGCGACCAAAAAGUCGACUAGCAAAGUUGCCGAGGCGUCCAAGAAGGAUAGUCGCGACGCGACUGCGAUUGCUGACAAAGCAGACCUUCCAGAAACACCCGUCCAAGACAAUGACACGACAACAACUUCGAAAUCAGCAUCAAAUCCGCCGAAAGCAUCGGGCGUGACGAAGAAAGCAGUUGGAGGAAAGAUUGCUGAUAGAUUGAAAGCCUUCGAGCCGCCGAAGGAAGUUGCCGAGCCCCUGCCGCCCCCAACACCACCGAAGGAGGAGGAGAAACAGAAAUCCAGCUCCAAAUCGCAGAACGCGUACUCCAGUUCGAAGAAGGCCAAAGAGAUUGUUGCGGAAGAACCUCCGUCGCCAGCGAAAUCAGUAUCUAACGACGUACCUGGCAGCUUCCCUGUUGACACCUUUGAUGAAGAUAUAGUGGACAUUGUAGAUAUGGCUGCUGUUGACAAAAAAUCUAGUAAGAAGAGCAAAUCGGCAAGUAAAGACAAGGAAGCGCCGAAGAAAAAGGAAGAGCAAAAGAAAAGCGAAGAGCCAGAAGAACAGUCCGAGCCUGCUGCUCUACCCACGCCUCCCCCAGAAUCCAAACCGUCAAAGAAAGAGCGUCCUCGAGUGGUUCGAGAUGGGUCUUCCUGGGGCGCAUGGGGUGCGGCUCCCCGCAAGGAUGAGAAGAAGUCAUCGAGGGAUUCAAGAGAGGAGAGGAGGUCUAAAGAUUCCGAGAUGAAGCGCCCAAGAACAUCUCGGAAGCCCUCAGAAAGGGACGAGAAGGUCUCCUCGAAAACCUCCUCAUCAGACAGAGAUGACAGGCCACCGAAGUCGCGAGGGCUCUCAGCAAUGUUCGGAAGCGCACCGCCGGUUUCGAGAUCCAAAUCCGUGUCUGAGAGGCGAACGAGCACUAGCGGCAGGACGAGUUCGCGACGGCAAUCAGUAGCCGGAACGGGUCUCAUAUCUCCACCGCCGGAUGACAUGAAGAGUCCGCCGGAAAUGUCGUCGAAAGCAGCCAAGAUGCUGGGUGUCACCCCAGAGAAGCCUUCUCGUAGCAAAUCUGAAAGGAAAAGCAAGUCACGUGGUGAGUUUCCGUCACAUAUUACGACUUGGCUGUGCAGACUGACACUGUUAAUCAAGGUCUUGAUGACGACGAUAUAGUAAUGGUUGAUAAUGGUGAUGUUCAUGUCAGCCAAGAGAAGGCGAGCCGCAGGAGAAAAUCCAAGGUAAUCCCAACCCCAAUUUUCCAUCCGCCUCAGCGGUUCAACCUGCCGUACCUAG
Amorphotheca resinae ATCC 22711 is the source of this 4744-nucleotide messenger RNA. RefSeq lists its product as hypothetical. Bases 155 to 4624 code for a protein of 1489 amino acids. The transcript has a single exon. NCBI's taxonomy places the organism in Eukaryota, Fungi, Ascomycota, Leotiomycetes, Helotiales, Amorphothecaceae. The record is from RefSeq and is a predicted model, not a curated record.